AUGAGAGCCCGGCGGACGCUCGCGACGACGCUCGCGCGCGUCUCGCGCCGCGGGCUGCACGGCGGUCCCUUCGGCGCCGCGGGCGCCGCGGGUGCCGUCGACGAACCCCCGACGGAAUUCUUCGAAUCGAUACGCGCGCUCGGCGGCGAACACGAGCGCUUCGCCGAGUGGCUCCACGCGCGCGUCUCCGCCGACGAGACCGCACGAGGCGGGCGGCGGAACGUGCACCCCGCCGUGACGGCCGCGCGCGUCCCGGGCAUGGGCGUCGGGCUCGUCGCGCGGCGCCCCGUCCGAGCGGGCGAGAUCGUGCUCAGGAUCCCUCGAGACGCGUACGCGCCCCUCUCCGCGACGCACGCGCUCGCCGCGGCCAAGGCCAAGGCGCCCGCGUUCGUGGACCACGCGGCGAAGGUGGCGGCGUCGAUGGGCGCGCCGGAGCUGGCGACGCACGCCGCGCUGGCGCUGCACGUCCUCUUCGAACUCGGCGAUCCUCGAAGCGAGGGGUUCGCGUAUCUCGCCACGCUUCCGGGCCUCGCCGGAAAGGCGUCCCCGUCGGUGCCGCUGCUGUGGACCCCGACGCAAGUCGCGACGCUCAGGGGUACCCCGACGCACGGGCGCGUGCUGCGCCGUGCGAAGUUCGUCAGCGACGCGCACGCGGCGCUCUUCGGUUCGGGGGGCGGGGGCGGCGUCCCGCUGGAAAAGUUUGCGUGGGCGCUGAGCUCGGUGCUAUCCCGGGCUGCCUCCGGGGAUCGGAUGCCGUACGCGUUCCUUCCGGGCGUGGACCUCCUGAACCACGGCGGCGUGGACGCCAACUGCGAGCUGAGCGCGGUGAAACUGGCACCCGGGGGGAACGAAGAAAAUGUAACAUGGGGCGACGUCGAGGUUACCUGCGUCAAGGAUACCCCCGCGGGCGAACAGCUCACGAUAUCAUACGGCGACGAGUCGGAUAACUGCAGGCUGCUGCGCCUGUACGGGUUCGCCACGCGCGGGAACGUUCACGACAGACGAACGAUCGAGCUUCGGCUCACCGGCGACGCGCUGGACGCGUGGAGGGCGCCACGGCGGUGGGGCCCGGGGAUCGACGCGGCUCGUCGAGCGAUACUUCGGCUCCACGGGCUGCCGCGGCUCACCGCCGAGUUUGAGCACGUCGACGCCGGCGCGGGUUUGGACGAUCGGGAGGUUGGGGGAUCGAAUCCGGGCGGCGCCGCGGUGUUUCGCGACCCGACCCUGCCCCGCCCGGAGACGAUCGACGACGACGAAGAGGAGGAGGAGGAGGAGGAGGAGCCGUCGAGGCGAAGGGCUUCGGGAAAAGAAGGCGAAGGCGAGGGAACGGACGCGGUGCGGUGGCGUUGCGUCGUCGCGCACCCAUCCAAGCCGUUUCCGACCGUCGCUCGAGCCGCGGACUCGUCCACCCCCGCCGCGCACGCCGCAUCCGACGCCGCCACCGUGCUCGCCGCCACGUACGGCGUCCCGCCGUCCGUGCUCCUCGCGUCGCUUCGAGUGCACCUGCUGACGGGGUUUGAACCGGCGGGUCCGGACGGAGCCGAACCCGACCCUCGGCGACCGAUAUCCGAGCGAAACGAAGCCGCCGCGAGGGCCGUGCUCGGGGAGGCUUCGGAGCGCGCGCUUCGCGGGAUGAACGCCGCGUUGAGACCCGGGGCGGGCGUGGACGACGCGGCUGGGUUUGAGCUGGACGAGCUUGACGCGGAGCGCGCGGGGGCGAUCCAGAAGGAGCUGAAGAGCGGCGAGGACUGGUGCGCGUCGGUGAUGAACCUGCGACGGGGACAGGAGGAGAUACUCGAGGAGCUCCUGCGCCACAGCCGGUGA
Micromonas commoda is the source of this 1824-nucleotide messenger RNA. RefSeq lists its product with no specific name. The record is from RefSeq and is a predicted model, not a curated record. Gene Ontology annotation, molecular function: protein-lysine N-methyltransferase activity; protein binding. The transcript has a single exon. Bases 1 to 1824 code for a protein of 607 amino acids. Lineage: Eukaryota; Viridiplantae; Chlorophyta; Mamiellophyceae; Mamiellales; Mamiellaceae. Gene Ontology annotation, biological process: peptidyl-lysine monomethylation.